AUGGGAGCUCUUGGCUUCAAUCGGACGAGGUGCAAAGCAAAUUGGGUAGAAAUUGCAAAGCUGGCGGUGAAAUUUAGCCCUCGUCGCCACGAUUAUGAUGAGCUCAAGGAAUCGCCCUCUAAGACAUUGUCUAUCUUGUACCCGCUCGUCGGAAGGCUUCUUGAAGAUGGAUCAACAAUCGAGUGCAACGAUGAGGGCGCGGAAUUCGUCCGAGCUCAUGUUACAAAUUACGAUUUGGGUGAGUUUCUCUGGCACCCGAAGCUUGAAGAUCUACAGCAGCUGCUUCCAUUUGAACCGUACCCAGACGCUAUUGAUCCGGCCAUGCCAAUGUCAGCUGUUCAGGUGAACAGGUUCCGGUGCGGCGGAACUGUGGUGGGGUUCUUCAAUUUGUACAGAUGUUUGAAUAGGGGAAAGCUGAAAUACAGAUUAUCUCAUUUUGUUUCAAAUGUGUUCUUUUUCAAUUUCCAGAGACGACGAACUGCAGUUGAUGAACUAAACAUGAGAAGUAUAUUUGAGGAGCAUGAUGUUGUUUGUGCCGAAGUUCGUGGUUUCCAGCAUGAUGGUAGUCUGCACCUGCAAGCUAGAAGCCAGAAAUAUGGAAAGCUCGAAAGGGGUCAGCUGCUCAUAGUUUCUCCUUAUCUAGUGAAGAAGCGUAAACAGCAUUUCCAUCAUCUGGAUCAAUAUCAAAUUGACUUGAUACUUGGCUGCAAUGGCUUCAAUUGGAUCGGUGAGCAUGUUGAUGUAAAAGAUGACACAAUAGAAGAUCCCAGUACCAAAUCUAGCACUUCAAUGGUCCUCGAGGAAGAGGAAAAGUAUACUUCCCCAGAAGUCAGGUUAAAUGUAUGCAGGAUAGCAAAUGCCAUCAGAGUAUUAUCUAAUUUAGGGUUUAUGAUAACUGUGGAGGUGCUAUUGGAGACAGUUGGCUUGAGCGAGUCACUGAAUCAUGUACACGAGAUGCUUGGGGCAGAGUUCUAUGUAAUGGUUGCCGAGAAAGAAGCUGAAAGACGACGAAGCCAAUUGACCAAAAAAAGAUGAUUUUUUUGUUUGUUUGUUUGUGUUUUAUGUCUAGCUGAAUUGUUGUUAGAAUGAGGUCUCAAUGUAGUUUUGGGGAUGAUUCUUUUAUUUUACAGAUUUAGUUCUGAUGACCAGAAACUAAUUUAAUUAUAUGAGCUUAAAGACAGUUUCUUUAAGCUCACAACAAUUAGGUAAUUUAAGCAAUUAUUCAUUGAGACAAA
Messenger RNA from Ipomoea nil (Japanese morning glory), 1235 nucleotides. Its product is annotated as exosome complex component RRP4 homolog. Gene Ontology annotation, molecular function: RNA binding. The coding region runs from base 1 to 1035 and encodes 344 amino acids. The record is from RefSeq and is a predicted model, not a curated record. NCBI's taxonomy places the organism in Eukaryota, Viridiplantae, Streptophyta, Magnoliopsida, Solanales, Convolvulaceae. Gene Ontology annotation, biological process: nuclear polyadenylation-dependent rRNA catabolic process; exonucleolytic trimming to generate mature 3'-end of 5.8S rRNA from tricistronic rRNA transcript (SSU-rRNA, 5.8S rRNA, LSU-rRNA); CUT catabolic process. Gene Ontology annotation, cellular component: cytoplasmic exosome (RNase complex); nuclear exosome (RNase complex). The transcript has 5 exons.